UCACAGAGCCACGGGCGCCAAACUCGAUCCAGCCGAGCGCCCAAAAAUCCGGUGGAAAGGAGGGGAGGAGAGCUCCAGAACCCUAGCCAUGGCCGGGGGGGCAGGAGGGGGGCCGCCCCGCGACUGGCUCUCCGUAGACGAGACGGCGGCGGCCUUCCUCUCCCGCUCCCUCUCCACGCGGCCCCCCAUCCUCCUCCCGCCGCCGCUCCACCGCGCGCCGCUCCGCCCGGGAAACGUUGUUGAGAUCGCCGGCCCGUCUGGCUCCGGCAAGUCCCAGCUGCUCCUCAUGUCUGCAGUGCAGUGCAUACUACCAAAGGAGUGGGAAGGUGUCUAUUUCGGCGGCCUGGGGAAAGCAGUCAUGUACAUUGACUUGGACUGCCGAUUUGAUGUGCUGCGGCUGGCUCAGAUCCUCAGGAAGCGCAUUGCGGCGGGUUGUGGUUCAGUGCAUCAUGAAGAAUUUGAAACUGAUGGUUCAAAAGAUAAAUUCCGUUUGUUUGAAAGUACACUGUUUUCUGAUUGCAUGAAGCGUUUCCUGUAUGUCCGUUGUUACAAUAGUUCCGAACUUAUAGCUGCUUUGAAGAGUCUAAAAUCUCAAUCUGAAGCCAGGAACGAAAUUUUUGAUAUUGGUGUAUAUUUCCUUAUGUUAGACAGCAUUGGCGCAUUCUACUGGAUAGAUCGUGCUCUUCAACCUACUAGAGAGAGUAAAGGGAAAACUCUAUCAUUUCAGAGUAUCACCGAAACUGUUGUCCAGGAGAUACACAAGUUUUUGCAACUUCAACCUAUUUUGGUGUUGGUCACAAAGGCACCUAUUUAUGGUGAAGGAAUCACGACAUCAAACGACUUCCAAAGGGGUUCUCCAAAGUACAUGUCAGAGGAUUCAACACCUUUGGGAUAUCCGAAACGGGAAGAAGAAAGAAAUGGUUCAUGUCGCGAAUACAUGCCAUCUGCAUGGCAGACAUUUGUUACACACAGGAUAAAGUUGCAAGAUUUAGCACAAGAACCAGGGUUUUUCUCUGAGCAGGAAAAUGCAAUCCUUUCUGUGCAUACUUGUGAGUGGGUGCAGCCUUCCCUAAACUCAAAAGAGAAGUUCUAUAUCAAGGAUGACGGUGUUGGCCUUAUACAGUGAAGCCUAUCAGUUUCUGUGCUGGCAGAUAGCAUGACUUGUCCGACCUCCUGACAGAACUGUUGUGAUCUGUGAUAAACGUAUGUAUGGGAAAUGCUUAAGUAAUAUCUCUAUCUUGGUCCUCGGGUAUUAUAUGGCACAGAACCCAAAAGCAACAGGGAUAUUCUUUUGAAGGUAACUGUUUGUGCUGUCUUCUGAUAUUUGGCAUGGCAUGAUCACAUGAUGGGACCUGACAUUAUAAUUUACAAUUUUACAUUGCUCCAGGGAAAAGCAGUACACUUGCUGUUUAACUUAACAUCAGAAGGUGAGAUGGAGAAACCAAGGUGAUAUGCUCAAAGAGGCACCAGUGAUUCAGCUGAUUCUUGUGCCCCCAGCUGGUGUUUCUUGUUCAUUCCUAGGAAGAUACACACCCUGUCUUGGUCUUAGUUGUCGGAAUGUGGCUUGUCAUUUCUCAGCCGCUCUAGCAUUUCGCCUUUUUUUAAUAAACUGUUGUUAUUCUAGUGCAGCAUAGCAUCACAUGAUGUAGUACUACUACUAGAAUUGUAGUACAAUCAGCCGGCGAAAGGGAAAUGCAAGCCGCUGCCAGUGGCAAUGGUCUAUUUCUGCCGGCCUUGCAACUGACAUCAGAUGUCGCCCUCUGUUUUUCUGUAACCAUGCACGCAACUGGUGAGUUGAGAUGGUGAUGUUGACUUGCUGUAAUCAUCAGAUGAAAGCAGCGGCCGCAGCAAAUGGGAUGCAUUGUUUUUCAACGAACCGCAUGCACUCCGAAGUCAUCAAGAUUGUCAGGUCACCCGGCCUCGUGCCAUGUGUUACUACCCGUAGGCCGUCUUCAUCACAAUUUCUGACGUGUAUCAUUUUUCAAGGGGGUUGCACUAGAGCAGUUUGUGUCCCACUCUGAUGCUGCUCCGCCAGCUCCGCGAGGUAGAUCGUCUGCCUUUAAGUUGCUGCAGUUUGUUGUUCACCCUAACUUGUGCACUACAAAAAGGCAGCCAACGAUCUUCGGACGCUUCUGUUUAACUUCAAAAGUUAAGUACUUGUGCAACGAACGCUGCUUUGGUGCGUCCCACCCAACUGACCAGCGCUUGACUUGACUUUCCCCCGUGCCCUAUCCAAUGAAUAAGAAGAAGGCCGGUCUGUCUAUGACCUAGCAAGUUCGAUCUCCUUUAUACUUGCCGCAAACAAGAGUAGAUUUGAAUUUAAUAAUUAUGUCAAAAAAAUUUAUUACUUAUUAUUAAAAUUGUGUGAGGAACUUGUACAAAGACAAAUAAUCUUAAACAUAAAAAAGCAAAACGUGUCAGGGAUAAAUACGAUGGGAUUAAAAACCCACUAUGCAUGUUGUAUGGUAGAGACAUUUUUAUGUGUGGAUGAGGCAACUAUUGGUGGACUAAGCUAGCAAAUGCAACUAUCAUAACAAUUUUGAUGAUGUGGUUUAUUGUGAUGGUAGAAAAAUAGCUAUGAUACUUCCCAACUGUCUACUACAAUGAGUUUUGUCAGGCUCCGACAAGGGAGGGGUGAUGACGGCGGCGCGCCUUCGGCUCAAUUU
Molecule: messenger RNA, 2666 nt
Organism: Triticum dicoccoides
Lineage: Eukaryota; Viridiplantae; Streptophyta; Magnoliopsida; Poales; Poaceae
Product: DNA repair protein XRCC2 homolog
Exons: 13
Coding region: 89-1126 (345 amino acids)
Biological process (GO): double-strand break repair via homologous recombination
Cellular component (GO): Rad51B-Rad51C-Rad51D-XRCC2 complex; replication fork
Molecular function (GO): DNA binding; ATP-dependent DNA damage sensor activity; ATP binding
Source: RefSeq, a predicted model, not a curated record